UGCGAAUGAAUGAAGACUGACCUUGACAGUACAGCGCUACUAACUAUAGGUCAAAGAGCCUUGAGAUUCACAACUUCGUCAAAGGUAGGCACUAGCUUUUUCAGUUUCUGUAGCUCACAAACUCUUCGAUUUACAAACUACUUAUCGUUCAUAAUGUUGUUACUUCGGUAGCAGACACAAUAGCAAACACAAUAACACAUCUUCAGACUUGGUUUGAUUGUAUUGGUGUAGUUCAGUUUAUCUGUGUACACAUGGAGUGCCGUUAAUGAAUGGCAUACUGUCGUGCCACAGGAAUGAAAGACCAGAUUUCUAAGGCAAUAUCCGAAGUAUGCAAAACAAAGCUCUUAUGUUGGGUUUCUGUACCUGUCUAGAUUCUGUGCAUUUACUUGCUCCUAAUCUGGUAAAUUUCAAAGCUUCAUACCAAGCCGUCAAUAAAACAUUACUUUCUCAACCGCUUGGGGCACAUCAACGUUUUAGUGAGUAUGAAGUAACAGGAUGACCAAAAUCAAUUCAAAGCUGACUUUGCAAAUUUGGGCAUCUGUUUUUUUGUGCCUUCCAAAUUUUUUUACAGGCCAGAGUAUUCUGGUGGCGUUUUGCAUAUAAGUAGCCUCUAAAAUAACAAAAAUCUGCCUGAAGUAAUAACACGGAAGCUCUUUCUGCUGCACGUAUCCCGAAGUUCACUUCCUGUACGUAAAUAGUUGACCUUUUAAUCAGAACCUACUAAAUUAGAAUAGUUUUGCAAAUCUUUGAUUCUAACCUCCAAAUUGAUAUUUUUCGUUAAUUAAUACGUUAGGUAGUUUAUAUGCUGUUCGGGUUAGCAAGCUGUAACUACUUAACGUUAUUUGAAUGUAUAAUAAGGUCUAUUCUAGUGAUAAGAUAAUUAAAUUGGACCUACCAUUUUUGCUGCUUAGUCCUUUUGUUCCAGGUGUCUUAUGUUCAGAGUUUUCCCUUUACAUUAACUGUUUACUCUGGCAUUUGAGUUUGAUCUACCUUGGUGAAAAGUUCCUUCUUCGACAUGAUACCAUAUAUAUUCGGUCUCUGCUCUAUGUUAACUGAUAUUUGAUAAGAGCCCUUCACAAUUCCAGCCUUUUAUUCGGUAUUGGGUUCUCCUGCAACGUAUUUACGGUUCAGUGCUUUGCAACUGAAUAUGAUCAUAUAUCCAUCUUGGUUUUGAUAUUUUUAAGUCUUAUUGGUGCAACCUUUUUUCUUGUGUACAUAUAGAGCAUUAAGACUGCAAUUUCGGUCCAUAUACUAGACGCCAAUUCUAUAAGAAUCUUCAGUGUUUUCUGAUGUCCACCGUAACAGAUGACGAAAUCAUAAAGAGAAGACUUUUAAUCGAAGGCGAAAGUGGAAAUGAUGAUCGCAGAAUUACACUAUUACUCAAAAAUUAUCUUCGAUGGGUAGCUUCUGAUGAUGUUGGUGAAGACGGCUACGAAGCCUAUCAAGCCCUUAUAGCCAGUGUUUACCAGUGUGAAAAUGCCAUGGAACAGUCGUCAUUAGUAAUAGCUAUGAACUACGAACAGCAAAAACAGUAUGAGGAUUUAUAUAAGGAAAUUGAAACGGCCAUUGAAAGUGCAAAAAAUCGCAUUCAACAAUGUAAAGAAGAUCUGAGGUCCGCAAAAACUGUCAGGAAAAAUAGACGAGAGUAUGACAGUCUUGCCAAAGUUCUUUGUGAUCAUCCAGAGAGAGAUGAGACACUUGAGAAGUAUAAAAAAUUAAAAGCUACUUUAGAAAGACUGGAGAAUUUAAAUGAAGAGUACGACCGAAAGAUUCAGCUUAGAAAAACUCAAUUCCAUUUGUUUUUGGUUGCUCUGAAAGGCUUACAAAAAAUUGUAGAGGAUGAUGAUUCCCUAUCUUCAGUCACAGAUGACUUGAUGCCUACACAGUCAUCAAAGUCUGUACACGAAGAGAUUUCUAUGAAAAUGGAUACAACUUGAAGAAUAUAUAUUUAUUUAUAAUAGCCAUGAAAUUUUGCCUUUGUUCAUUGCGAGAUAUUGAUUGAUUUCGCUUCAAUCUUGAUACGAUCUUUGUAAUUACGUCUUGUAAAUAUAAGGUAUCACAUGUAAAUUUGUUGUAAGAUGUAUUUAAUAUAAACUUCUCGUUUGACAA
Molecule: messenger RNA, 2109 nt
Organism: Schistosoma spindalis
Lineage: Eukaryota; Metazoa; Platyhelminthes; Trematoda; Strigeidida; Schistosomatidae
Source: the annotation of a GenBank genome assembly